Molecule: messenger RNA, 1810 nt
Organism: Gopherus evgoodei (Goodes thornscrub tortoise)
Lineage: Eukaryota; Metazoa; Chordata; Testudines; Testudinidae
Product: zinc finger protein 883-like
Exons: 8
Coding region: 163-1620 (485 amino acids)
Biological process (GO): regulation of transcription by RNA polymerase II
Molecular function (GO): DNA-binding transcription factor activity, RNA polymerase II-specific; RNA polymerase II cis-regulatory region sequence-specific DNA binding
Source: RefSeq, a predicted model, not a curated record
CCCUCUCCAGCCCAGCAUUGUUUUCAGAGACAAAGGGCAGGUCUACACUACCACCAGAUCGGCAGGUAGUGCUCUUCUAAUCAACUCGAGUACUCCACUGCCUCAAGGGGGAAAUGCGGAGUCGAUGGAUUAGCAGCAGCAGGCGGAUGCUGCAGCUGCAGAAUGACGUCCACGUUUUGCUCUAGCUCAUCCCAUCCUCCCAUGGGACAUAGCAGAGAAAUGGCUGCAGUGGAGCCAGCUCAGAGGCCGGUGAUCUUCAAGACGGUGGCUGUGUAUUUCACCAGGGAAGAGGGGGCUCUGCUGGACCCCACUCAGAGAGCUCUGUACAGAGAUAUCAUGCAGAACUGUGAGAAUGUGACCUCACAGGGGUUUCCAGUUUCUCAACCUGAUGUGAUCUCCCAGCUGGAACAAGGGGAAGAGUCAUGGGUCCCAGACCUCCAGGGUUCAGAGGAAAGAGAGAUGCUGAGAGCUCCCUACAUAGGUGAAGAAACAUUAAACCAACUCAGAAUCUCAGGUGACGCAAUGGUAUGUGAGAAAGAGGAGCAGAAUUCUCAGCAGGAAAAUAUUGAGCAAGUGAAUAAACACAGAGAAUUAUUGCAAAGAUCAAAAAGAAAUGUGUCAAAGAGUCAUGAGCAGGGAAAAUCAAGCAAGACUCAGCCUACACCAGAAAGAGAGCAGGGAAACCAGCCAGGAGAGAAAAUGGGUAAAUUUAUUUCCUGUCAGGGAACCACAACACAGCAGGAAAUCAUCAUAGGAAAGAGGGAAAGUACAUGCAGUGAGUGUUGGAAAAACUUCACUCGAAGAUCAACCCGUUCUGUUCAUCAGAGAAUCCACACAGGGGAGCGGCCCUAUAAAUGCCAUGAAUGUGGAAAAUGCUUCACUAAGAGCUCAGCCCUUUCUGCACAUCAGAGAAUCCACAUGGGGAAGAUGCCCUUUGAAUGCCAUGAGUGUGGGAAAACCUUCAGUCGCAGCUCACAUCUUAUUCGGCAUCAGAGAUUCCACACAGGGGAGAGCCCCUUUGAAUGCAGUGAGUGUGGGAACACCUUCACUCACAGAUCAGGCCUUUCUCAACAUCAGAGAAUCCACACAGGGGAGAGGCCCUAUGAAUGCAGUGAGUGUGGGAAAACCUUCAGUCAACACACAAACCUUGUUAGUCAUAAGAGAACCCACACAGGGGAGAGGCCCUAUGCAUGCAGUGAGUGUGGGAAAACCUUCAGUCGACGCUCAAACCUUGUUAGUCAUCAGAGAACCCAUACAGGGCAGAGGCCCUAUGAAUGCAGUGAGUGUGGGAAAACCUUCAAUGUACGCUCAAACCUUGUUAGUCAUCAGAGAAUCCACACAGGGGAAAGGCCCUAUGAAUGCAGUGAUUGUGGAAAAUACUUCAUUAGCAGCUCAUCCCUUUCUGAACAUCAGAGAAUCCACAGAGCGGAGAGGCCCUAUGAAUGCAGUGAGUGUGGGAAAAACUUCACUUACAGAUCAGGCCUUGCUCAACAUCAGAGAAUCCACACAGGGGAGAGGCCCUAUGAAUGCACUGAGUGUGGGAAAACCUUCUCUUGCCACUCAGCCCAUGUUAGGCAUCAGAGAAUCUGCAAGAGAGAUCAACACCAUAAAAGCCUCUAGGUCUAUUAAGACUUCUUUUUUUUGUUAAUACUUUGUCUGAUUCCCACACAGUAACUCUUGAAGCUGUUUGAACUGUUUGCAGCACCGUCAUCCCUCAACUUGUCCGGAUGAGUGGCCCAUUUUGGCCUUUUGUAGGUCGCCCUGUUUCAAGGUGGACCCAUUCGUCCUUUCUAUCAACUCCAUUGUCCCA